Scylla paramamosain (green mud crab) is the source of this 2331-nucleotide messenger RNA. RefSeq lists its product as uncharacterized. Gene Ontology annotation, molecular function: oxidoreductase activity, acting on the CH-OH group of donors, NAD or NADP as acceptor. NCBI's taxonomy places the organism in Eukaryota, Metazoa, Arthropoda, Malacostraca, Decapoda, Portunidae. The record is from RefSeq and is a predicted model, not a curated record.
CACACACACACACACACACACACACACACACACACACACACACACACACACACACACACACACACACACACACACACACACACCACGUCUUGCAGUCAGUAAGGAGGUUGCUCUGAGGAACUGACACAAUGAAUUUGAGAUCUUUAACUCUGGUGACCGGGGUGAGUGGGUUCAUCGGCGCCCACGUGGCCAAGCAGCUGCUGGAGGCGGGUCACAAGGUCAGAGGCACCGUGAGAAGCCUGGAAAACGAAGCCAAAAUCGCGCCAUUGAAGAACUUGGUGCCAAAUUCAAAAUUCCCGCUCGAACUGGUGGCGGCAGAUUUGACUAAGGAUGAUGGCUGGGACAAGGCAGUGGAGGGGUGCGUGGGGGUGAUGCACGUGGCCAGCCCCUUCCCUGACGUCACCACCAAGACUGUGACAGAGGAGGAACUGCUGGAGCCUGCCAGGGAGGGGACUUUGAGGGUCUUAAAGGCAGUGGCUGGGACUAAGGGAAGUGUGAAGAGGGUAGUGCUAACGUCAUCCUUAGCUGCUGUGUGUGGGGAGGUGACGCCAGACCCCAGCAAGAAGUACAAUGAGGAAGACUGGACUGACCCUGAAUGCCCAACGCUGGAUCCUUACACUAAAUCCAAGGUCGUCGCUGAGAAGGCUGCCUGGGAGUACCUCAAGGAACUGCCUGAUGACGAGAAAUUUGAGUUAGCUGUCAUCAACCCCACACUGGUGAUGGGACCCCCGCUGAUGGAGUCCCACCGGUUCUCCACCUCUGUGAACAUCAUGGCUGGGAUUGUGAACAAGACCUACCCCUGGGUGCCCCGUGUCCAGUUCCCGAUCUGUGAUGUACGGGAUGUUGCUAAGGCACAUAUAAAGCACUCCCAGAGGCCGCCAACAACAGACACAUCAUUGCCACGGACUGCUACUGGUACAGGGACAUCGCAGUCAGUGUUGCCAAGGAGGUUCCGGCCACAGGGGUAUUCUAUUGCCACUGCCCAGCUGCCGUAUGUGCUCUGUUGGGUGGCGGGUCUUUUCAACAAGCCUAUGAGGAACAAUAUUCUGCCACGAAUUGGGAAGACUAUGAGUGUGGAUAAUAAAAGGAUGGUGGAAGUGCUGGGUGUGGAGCCGACUGCCAUCGACUGCACCUUCCACGACAUGGUGUACGCAAUGGUGGACCUAGGCAUUGCUAAGAAGGCUAAGAAGUACAAGCUGGUUGGCUCCCACGCAGAAGUCCCCGCAGUGAAUGGAGAAGUGGAGGAGGAGAAUAAAGAGGGGAAGGAGGAGGAGGAGAAGGAGAAGAAUGAAGGAGAGAAGGAAUUGGAACCAGAAGACAAAGAGAAGAAAGAAGAUGAAGAAAUCAAGGAACCGAAGAAGGAAGAGGAGGAGAAGAAAGACGACAAGGAGGAGGAGAAGAAGGAGAAGGAAGAGAAGGAAAAGGAAGCAGAGAAGUGAAGGAGGAAGCGGAGGAGUCGAAGUGUGGAUGUAGAUGUCACGAAGGCAAGGAUGUGGAUAAGCCUCAGUUUUGACGAGGAAUGUGGAGCGAUGGUGCACACUUAUAAAUAACACACACACACACACACAUCCACACAUCCACACACACACACACACACGCACAGAUAAACAUAAAUGAAGAUGAACUAUGGUAAUUUGACACACACAUUAAAAAAGAACGUUAUUUUAUUUGCUAGUGUUUUGUAAUGUGAUAAUUUUGAACUAUACUUAAAUACAUGUAUAGACAGACAGACAGACAGACAGACAGACAGACAGACAGACAUACAGACGCACUGGUAAACAAACUGUAAACAAACUAAAACAAGAAAAUAACACACACACACACACACACACACUCUAAUAACAAUAUAUUUUUAUUUAUUAGUUAUUGCAGAGAGAGAGAGAGAGAGAGAGAGAGAGAGAGAGAGAGAGAGAGAGAGAGAGAGAGAGAGAGAGAGAGAGUCAUUGUACCACGUCUGUGUGUAUGUUCGUACGUUUUUUAAAAGGAGUGAGCAGUUUUCAUAUUUUUUUCGUAUUUUUUUUUUAUUUAUUGGCAAAACAUGACAAAUGAAUAGAUGGUGAAAAUAUUUAUUGUUAUUUUGCUUGGAAGUGAUAAAAAAAGAAAAUGAAGGAGAUAGAGAAGGAAAAUAUUAAAAAAAGAAUGAAGCAGAGAGAAAUAAGAGAAGGAAGAAAUUGAAUAAGUGGAAAGAAGAAAGGAAGGAAGGAUUUAUAGAGGAGAGAAGGGAUAAAAAAUAAAAAAAAAUGAAAGGAGAGAUGGAAAAGAAUGAAAUGAAAGAAGGAAGGAUAAAAAAAACAAGACAGAAUAUAAAAGGAAAGAUAGGUAAUGUAAGGA